Dromaius novaehollandiae (emu) is the source of this 796-nucleotide messenger RNA. It is a transcript of the gene ANAPC15, whose product is annotated as anaphase promoting complex subunit 15. Gene Ontology annotation, cellular component: anaphase-promoting complex. The coding region runs from base 103 to 468 and encodes 121 amino acids. The record is from RefSeq and is a predicted model, not a curated record. Gene Ontology annotation, biological process: regulation of mitotic cell cycle spindle assembly checkpoint. The transcript is spliced from 4 exons. Lineage: Eukaryota; Metazoa; Chordata; Aves; Casuariiformes; Dromaiidae.
CCCAGGGCUCCGCCCCGCCCCUUCCGGCGCGUCGGGUUCUGGCUCCGGGUCGGCGCCGCCCGCCCCGCGCGGAGGUUCCGCCGUUGCCGCCGCCGCCGCAGCAUGUCCACGCUGUUCCCGUCGCUGCUGCCGCGCGUCACCGAGGCGCUGUGGUUCAACCUGGACCGGCCCUGCGUGGACGAGACCGAGCUGCAGCAGCAGGAGCAGCAGCACCAGGCCUGGCUCCAGAGCAUCGCCGAGAAGGACAACAACCUGGUGCCGAUAGGGAAGCCGGCGUCCGAGCAUUACGACGAGGAGGAGGAGGAGGACGACGAGGAUGACGAAGACAGCGAGGAGGACUCCGAGGACGACGAGGACAUGCAGGAUAUGGACGAGAUGAACGAUUAUAACGAGUCCCCCGACGACGGGGAGAUCAACGAGGUGGACAUGGAAGGGGCAGAGCAGGAUCAAGACCAGUGGAUGAUCUGAUCCUGCCGCAUCCUGACCCAGCCAGAGCCCGAGAAGUCGGAGGAGGCCGGCAGGGACGUCUUGUCCGGCCAGCCGAUCCUGGGGGCAGGCUCCGGUGUCCGGGAGGACCCCGGGGUUUGGUUUACUGGAGCUGCCCCUCCCGCUGCUGCGCCUCGUCGCCUUUCCGAGGGCUGCGGGGGAUAAACGGACUCGGCACGAAGCUGGAGCGAUGCCGCAGCUCCCGCUCCCGGCGCUGAGACAGCGCUGCUAAUGCACGGCUCCGCGCGGGGCAGCUGCGGGGUCCCGCGAGCGCCGCUUUUCUAAUAAAUAUGUUUUUUUUUCCAGAAAA